This is a messenger RNA of Xiphophorus couchianus (Monterrey platyfish), 2028 nucleotides long. RefSeq names its product GULP PTB domain containing engulfment adaptor 1a (gene gulp1a). The transcript has 13 exons. Bases 288 to 1436 code for a protein of 382 amino acids. The record is from RefSeq and is a predicted model, not a curated record. Lineage: Eukaryota; Metazoa; Chordata; Actinopteri; Cyprinodontiformes; Poeciliidae.
AAGGCCAUGAGCGUCUCUCAGCGCGUCGAUGAGUGAAGCACAAGCUGGAGUCCUGAGCAUCAGCGGUCCACAGCAACAGUAAGGCGGUCCCUUCUCCUUCCUGAAGCUCCUCCUGGCCGGAGGAAGUGGGCUUUCUGGAUGUCAGCUGCUGAGUGUGAAGGCAGAUCCGCCAUCCUCUCCUCGGCGGCGCAGCACCAUCUGGUCGGCAGCUGAAACCCGUUAGGAACUUCCUGCUCUGCGCCGCGGCUCCAGGACGGUGGAGGAUCGGCCGACGCUCGUUUUCCACUAUGAACCGCGCUUUCAACAGGAAGAAAGACAAGUCGUGGAUGCACACCCCAGAGGCUCUGGCCAAGCACUACAUUCCCUACAAUGCCAAGUUUCUGGGAAACACGGAGGUGGAGGCCCCGAAAGGCACCGAAGUCGUGAAGGAUGCAGUGAGGAAGCUGAAGUUUCAGAGGCACAUCAAGAAGUCGGAGGGCCAGAAGAUUCCCAAAGUGGAGCUUCAGAUCUCCAUCUACGGAGUCAAGAUCCUGGACCCCAAAACCAAGGAUGUGCUGCAUAACUGUCAGCUGCACCGGAUAUCCUUCUGCGCCGACGACAAGACGGACAAACGGAUAUUCACCUUCAUCUGCAAAGACUCGGAGUCCAACAAACACCUCUGCUACGUGUUCGACAGUGAAAAAUGUGCGGAGGAGAUCACCCUCACCAUCGGCCAGGCCUUCGACUUGGCCUACAAGAAGUUUCUGGAGUCUGGAGGGAAAGACGUGGAGACGAGGAAGCAGAUCGGCGGGCUGCAGAAGAGAAUUCAGGAACUGGAAACGGAAAACGCUGAGCUGAAGAAACAACUGCAGGAGCUGGAGGAGCAGCUGAUGAUCGCUCAUGUGCCACCACCGCCGGACGCGGCGGGCGAAUCCUUCCUGCUGCACAGGCCGUCCUCUCUCUUCUGGUUUCACAGCGUGUCGUCGCUGUCCUGUCUGGAGAUUUCCUCCGUCACGCUAACGCCCAUGAGCUCGCCGGACUCCAGCGUCUCCGCGGGGAUACUAACCCCUCCGCCUGCUAAACACGCUAUUCCUCUUCCUCCUCUUCUUCCUCCUAAAGCCGGCGAGGCCUGCAGCAUCCCGCGGCCUCGUGCGGGGAGCGUCUCUGUGAAGCUGCAGUCCACGGACGUUUUCGACAUGGUUCCCUUCUCCACGGUGACGCCGCUGGUUCCCAGCAGGGCCAGUAAUGGCUGCCCUCCGCCGCCGCCGACCUCCCUGCCGCCCGACAUGAGUAAAGAUUUGUUCGGAGCGGAGCCGUUUGACCCGUUCACCUGCGGCGCGGCGGACUUCCCUCCAGAUAUCCAGUCGAAGCUCGAUGAGAUGCAGGAGGGGUUCAAAAUGGGACUGACCAUGGAGGGAACCGUCUUCUCUCUGGACCCGCUGGACGGCCGCUGCUGAUGCCAACAAAACUUUUAACUCAUUUUGUAUGGAAAAAGUGCCAAUAUCCACUCCAUGAUUGAGAUGUCACAGCCGCCAUCUUGGGGUUUAUAUGCAUUUGCAUUUUGAUUGGUUUUUCAAUAUUUCAGUGUAAACUUGGAUGUGUUAAUGUAAAGAGCUAUUUUUGUAUGAACUGAGAAGAUUCUGGAAGGAGACGUUUUGCGUACCUUUGCUGUAAAUAGUCUGAGAUGUCCGAUGGUACACUCUGUGGCAGAGUUUUCAUAUCUGUGUGAAUUCUGUGUUGGUGACACAUUCCUGUUCUAUGGAGAACAAAAGCUGACAAACAUUAAGUGUUCCAUUAACGCCAACCUUCUGCUUCACUGAAUGGUUUACCUCAGAUUAUUCCUUUUUAUAUAGAUUAUUACUCCAGCCAUAACUUUUUAACCCACUACUCUUCUUUUUUUUUUACAUUUUCCACUUUUAAUUCCCCCCAAACUCUGUAAUCAUUGUAUUUUUCUUCCCCUAUGUUUUCCGAGUCCAUACGGAAAUAUCUCUGUUAUUUACUUUUGGUUACUUUGCAGUUAUUAAAGAAACUCCUUCUGGGGAAAAAACA